AUGGCGAGCGCCUCGUACCACAUCUCCAACCUGCUGGAGAAGAUGACGUCCAGCGAUAAGGACUUCAGGUUCAUGGCAACAAAUGACUUGAUGACGGAACUUCAGAAGGACUCUAUUAAGUUGGAUGAUGAUAGUGAAAGGAAAGUGGUAAAGAUGAUUUUAAAACUCUUAGAAGACAAGAAUGGGGAAGUUCAAAAUUUAGCUGUGAAAUGCCUUGGUCCUCUAGUAAGUAAAGUAAAGGAGUAUCAAGUUGAGACCAUUGUCGACACACUCUGUACAAAUAUGUUGUCUGACAAGGAGCAGCUACGUGAUAUAUCUAGCAUUGGGUUGAAGACUGUAAUUGGAGAGCUUCCCCCUGCAUCCAGUGGAUCUGCUUUGGCAGCAAAUGUUUGCAAAAAAAUUACAGGUCGUUUGACAAGUGCUAUUGCAAAACAGGAGGAUGUUUCUGUCCAAUUGGAAGCCCUGGACAUCAUGGCUGAUAUGCUCAGCAGGCAAGGUGGAUUGCUUGUUAAUUUCCACCCAUCAAUUUUGAGUUGUUUACUUCCACAGUUAACGAGCCCAAGGCUUGCUGUAAGAAAAAGAACCAUUAUUGCUCUCGGACAUCUGGUUAUGAGUUGUGGCAACAUUGUGUUCAUUGAUCUAAUUGAACACCUAUUGACAGAGCUUUCUAAAAAUGACUCCAUGUCUACCACCAGGACAUACAUACAAUGCAUUGCUGCUAUCAGUAGGCAAGCAGGCCACAGAAUUGGUGAAUAUUUGGAGAAGAUAAUUCCCCUUGUGGUAAAAUUUUGUAAUGUUGAUGAUGAUGAGCUCAGAGAGUAUUGCAUUCAAGCAUUUGAAUCUUUUGUAAGACGGUGUCCAAAGGAAGUGUAUCCACAUGUAUCAACCAUUAUUAACAUUUGUCUUAAAUAUUUAACUUAUGAUCCAAAUUAUAAUUAUGAUGAUGAGGAGGAUGAUGAAAAUGCUAUGGAUGCUGAUGGAGCAGAUGACGAUGAUCAAGGUAGUGAUGACGAGUACAGCGAUGAUGAUGAUAUGAGUUGGAAGGUUAGACGUGCAGCUGCCAAGUGCCUGGAUGCUGUGGUGAGCACUCGACAUGAGAUGCUGCCAGAAUUCUACAAGACUGUGUCUCCUGCACUAAUAGCUAGGUUCAAGGAACGGGAAGAGAAUGUGAAGGCCGAUGUGUUUCAUGCAUAUCUGUCUCUUCUGAAACAGACAAGACCUGUACAAAGCUGGCUUUGUGACCCAGAUGCAAUGGAGCAAGGGGAAACACCACUGACUAUGCUUCAGAGCCAGGUACCAAACAUUGUGAAAGCUCUUCAUAAGCAAAUGAAGGAGAAGAGUGUGAAGACUCGCCAGUGUUGUUUUAACAUGCUCACAGAAUUAGUCAAUGUGUUACCUGGUGCUUUAACACAACACAUUCCAGUUCUGGUGCCAGGAAUCAUAUUUUCAUUAAAUGACAAGUCAAGUUCUUCUAACCUGAAGAUAGACGCUUUAUCGUGUUUGUAUGUGAUUCUUUGCAAUCAUUCUCCUCAAGUCUUCCACUCACAUGUCCAGGUCUUGGUUUCACCUGUAGUAAUCUGUGUCGGGGAUCCAUUCUACAAAAUCACCUCUGAAGCUCUGCUGGUUACACAGCAGCUUGUGAAAGUCAUAAGACCUCUGGACCAGCCUUCUUCCUUUGAUGCAACACCAUACAUAAAAGACUUGUUUACAUGUACAAUCAAAAGGUUGAAAGCAGCAGAUAUCGAUCAAGAAGUUAAAGAGCGUGCAAUCUCCUGCAUGGGUCAGAUUAUCUGUAGUUUAGGUGAUAAUUUGGGAAAUGACCUUCCUAGUACGCUUCAAAUAUUCCUGGAAAGACUGAAAAAUGAGAUCACUCGUUUGACCACAGUAAAAGCUUUGACACUGAUAGCAGGCUCUCCUUUGAAAAUAGAUUUAAGGCCAAUCUUAGGUGAAGGAGUACCUAUCCUUGCCUCAUUUCUUCGGAAGAAUCAGCGAGCUUUAAAACUUGGGACACUAUCUGCUCUAGAUAUUCUAAUAAAAAAUUAUAGUGACAGCCUCACUGCAGCAAUGAUUGAUGCUGUACUGGAUGAGCUUCCACCUCUUAUUAGUGAAAGUGAUAUGCAUGUGUCUCAAAUGGCCAUUAGCUUCCUGACAACGUUGGCUAAAGUAUACCCAUCCUCUUUAUCAAAGAUCAGUGGAUCUAUCCUCAAUGAACUGAUUGGGUUGGUGCGGUCACCAUUGCUUCAAGGAGGAGCUCUUAGUGCAAUGUUAGAGUUUUUCCAAGCCUUAGUGGUGACUGGCACUGUGAGUCUGGGAUAUAUGGACUUGCUCCGUAUGUUGACGGGACCAGUUUAUGCACAGAGCACUGCCCUUACUCACAAACAGUCAUACUAUUCUAUUGCCAAAUGUGUGGCAGCACUUACUCGAGCAUGUCCCAAGGAAGGUCCAGCUGUGGUUGGUCAGUUUAUCCAGGAUGUUAAAAACUCAAGGUCCACAGACUCCAUUCGCCUCUUAGCUCUGCUAUCCCUAGGAGAGGUUGGCCAUCAUAUUGACCUCAGUGGACAGUUAGAGCUGAAAUCUGUUAUACUGGAAGCUUUCUCUUCUCCUAGUGAAGAAGUCAAAUCUGCAGCUUCAUAUGCCCUUGGAAGCAUCAGUGUAGGCAACCUUCCCGAAUAUUUGCCAUUUGUUUUGCAGGAGAUAACUAGUCAACCUAAGAGGCAGUACCUUCUGCUUCAUUCUCUCAAGGAGAUAAUAAGUUCUGCUUCUGUAGUUGGCCUUAAACCUUAUGUUGAGAAUAUAUGGGCUCUACUGCUUAAACACUCUGAAUGUGCUGAAGAAGGAACAAGAAAUGUAGUUGCAGAAUGUUUGGGAAAACUGACGCUGAUAGAUCCAGAGACUCUCCUGCCACGACUCAAAGGAUACUUAGCUGCUGGUUCAUCUUAUGCACGAAGCUCUGUAGUAACAGCUGUUAAAUUUACGAUAUCUGACCAUCCUCAGCCCAUUGAUCCUCUGUUAAAGAAUUGCAUUGGUGACUUCCUGAAAACACUGGAAGAUCCAGACCUAAACGUCAGACGAGUAGCCCUUGUGACAUUUAAUUCUGCUGCUCACAACAAGCCAUCACUGAUCAGAGACUUGCUUGAUUCUGUGCUUCCCCAUCUGUAUAAUGAAACGAAAGUUAGAAAGGAGCUAAUAAGAGAGGUGGAGAUGGGUCCUUUCAAGCACACAGUUGAUGAUGGUUUAGACAUCCGGAAAGCAGCCUUUGAGUGUAUGUACACUCUUCUUGACAGCUGUCUGGACAGAUUGGACAUCUUUGAGUUCUUAAACCAUGUUGAAGAUGGCCUCAAGGAUCAUUAUGACAUAAAGAUGCUGACAUUUUUAAUGUUGGUUAGGUUAUCCACACUGUGUCCAAGUGCUGUGCUACAAAGGCUGGAUAGAUUGGUAGAACCAUUACGUGCUACCUGUACAACUAAGGUAUGCAGCAUCAGUGUGAAACAAGAAUUUGAGAAGCAAGCUGAACUAAAACGCUCAGCAAUGAGAGCAGUGGCAGCACUUUUAACCAUUCCUGAAGCAGAGAAAAGCCCGUUGAUGAGUGAAUUCCAGUCCCAGAUCAGCUCCAAUCCUGAACUGGCAGCCAUAUUUGAAAGUAUUCAGAAAGAUACUUCCUCUGCUAACCUCGAAUCAAUGGACACAACUUAA
Staurois parvus is the source of this 3693-nucleotide messenger RNA. Lineage: Eukaryota; Metazoa; Chordata; Amphibia; Anura; Ranidae. The record is from the annotation of a GenBank genome assembly.